Messenger RNA from Laccaria bicolor S238N-H82, 1104 nucleotides. RefSeq lists its product as uncharacterized. Bases 1 to 1104 code for a protein of 367 amino acids. The transcript has 6 exons. Lineage: Eukaryota; Fungi; Basidiomycota; Agaricomycetes; Agaricales; Hydnangiaceae. The record is from RefSeq and is a predicted model, not a curated record.
AUGAGACUGAUAUGUGGAUCAUAUUUUGUGAGUGCAAGGGCUCUGGAGGUGUUGUUCCGUCGUGUGAAGGAACGAAACUUAUGUCUGCAAGCUUUGACAUCUGGCCAAGACUUUCCGUUUGGAGAUUUUUUUUCUGUGCGCAGUCAAUGUGUUCUUCAGGUUGUUUUUUCAGAUACAAUUUCUAUAAAAGCCAACCGUUUCCUCAUGCUCACUGCCUUCGCGCUCUGCGCCAUUCAACUCGCGAACACUGGUCCUGUUCCCCGACCAUCGACCUCUUGUGACACCCAGCAGGUGCCGCCUUCCGCUAUCCCUUCCCCCGUGAACGGACCCACACCGGUUCAACUCCUGGAUCCUUACGCCCCAAAGUCUCCAGCUGAUCCUGUGAAAUCGUCUCCUCCUCCAGCGAGCAACCCUCCUGCUGGUCCAGUGCCAACGUACCCCUCAGAGAGCAACGCUACUCUCAAGGGUCCCAACGGUCCUUCGACAAAUAAUCCAGUGCCAAAUGGCUCCGCGACAACCCGCCCAGUACCCAACGAUCCGCCCAAAGGAGUCCCCACACAAGGGUAUUCUGCUGGUCCCGCCGUCGCGUCUUCCCUUCCUGUUGGUGGCCCACCUGCCAAAGAUCUCCCACAAGGUGACCGCGCUCCUAAGCAGCCUGGUGGAUCUAGUCCACUCAAAGGUGGUCCGGUAACAAACAAGUCGCCUGAAACUGCUCCUCCAUCCAAUUAUCUUGUUGGACCUGGCAAUCACCAAGCGCUUCCUCCAGUAUAUAGCGCUCCAGGAGGACCUACGCCAUCGUAUAUUCCUCCUGUCAAUGGUCCUGCACCAACUGGCGCUCAAGGAGGUCCUGCGUCAUACUCUCAGCCACCCACUGGCAGCAACGCACCAGGAGGACCUCUUCCUCCUCCUGCAUCGUCGUCUCUCCCUCCCGUCAAUGGUCCCGCGCCUACUGGAGCUCAAGGAGGUCCCGUGCCAUACUCUCCGCCACCCACCGACAGCAACACCCCAACUGAUCCUAAAACUCAGGGAGGACCUGUCGCUCCUCCAUGCAUAGUAUGCGUCUGCUGUAUUCCAGAGAGGAACAGGUUAAUCAACAUCCACUGA